CUCGGUCUAGUUCGAACUCAUUGAGCGCUAGUUUCCUGAUGUCGGGCCGUUCUUUGUGAGCUUAGGUUCCGCGUUUGAGCUUCGCUUCUACUUUGGAGUUUCAUUUACAGCCCAUUCUUCAUUGCAAGUUCGUCACUCAGGACACACAUUUCCCAGAACGAUGGAAAGAGAGGCCAACGACGUGGAUGACGUUGGGACGGGUUUAGCAGUCGUUAGCGCGUACUCGUUUCUAGUGCCAGGCAGAAUAUCGUACUUACCGCCCGAGACCGCGCGGUAUCUCGAGAAAUUCAAGCAGCUCGAGAAUCGACCCGACAAAUGGAGCAGGAUAGUCGACGCCGCGUUUGAGCGGAAACGGAGUAAAUCGAGCACGAGCCUGCACUCGCCGUCGUCGGUUUCGAGCACGUCGAUGGCGUCGUCUACGUCGUCGUUACUCAGUCCGCCCAGCUCGACUGAUGGGAUCGAAGCACAAGAAGAGGUAGCUCAAGACCACUCUGUGCCUUCUGACCGCAAGGCCGAGCCGAUUCUUGACUUGCAGCCGCUCGUGGAGUCUUAUGAAGCCACUACGAAAGUUGAGACGCCAGAGAAUCCCAAGAAAAAAGCAGUCACCGAAGAAGCCGCGCUACCAAGCAUAGCGAUGCUGCCUGUCAACAACCCCGUCAAUUACAUCGUCGCCAGCUCUCCUAACCGCAUAAAACCGCCGAUGGCAAAAGAUGCGGCAAACAAGACACUCAAAGAACUGAUACAGACCCGAAGCAAGCUAUCAGAGAUCGAGUCUCUGAUCUCAUACCAAAAGACCUGCGAGACUCUAAUCGGCCCUUUUCAAACCUCGCCGUACACGACAAGCAUCACAGUUGAAAUUUGGGAGAAAUUCCUCGACAGCCCUUCCUCGCGCAGAUUUUGGCGGAAAAAAGGCGAACGGUUCGCGCCCGUGGACGGCGAGGACGACGAGAGCGAGGUCGGCAGGCCCGGCGCGAGCUCGAGCUCGAGCUCGAAACGCCGGCGAAAGUACGAGUGGAGUCAUAUCUACAUCUGCGCGCAUUCAGGCGCCCCGCGCGACCGGCAUGAUCCGUCGAAACCGCGGCGGCGGUCGUCGAAAGUCAGUAUGAAGUGUGGGUGUAAAGCACGGAUAUCGGCGGGUAAACUCAUAGAUUCAGAGGAGAUCGUCGUGCGCUGGUCAUGGGAGCAUAACGGCCACGACGAUUUCUUUUUCCCGACCAUGUCGGAUUUGAUGGGCAGCGCUGAAUUUGUGCCGGACAGAGUGCUGAAUCCUGGUGAAGUCCCAGAGGAGCUGAUUGAGGCGCCGGAAGGGGUUUCUCCGCAUUUGAAAAACCUGAUUGAUGGCGAAGCGGCCGAGACUGAUCAGUUGACGCGGUUGCGCAAGAUGCUGGAUAGUCUUGCGCUUGAUUGAUAUUUGGGUUAUGUAUUUCUAGGUCGGCUUUUUGUAUAUACAGUAUUUGCUUCUUUUUGGUGUUUGGCUUUUAACUGAGGGAUUUAAACGAAGGUCCUACACUGGUUGCAAAUUUCCUUUCACAGAUUAUUGAUUUGUUCUCAA
Messenger RNA from Myxozyma melibiosi, 1552 nucleotides. RefSeq lists its product as uncharacterized. The transcript has a single exon. The record is from RefSeq and is a predicted model, not a curated record. NCBI's taxonomy places the organism in Eukaryota, Fungi, Ascomycota, Lipomycetes, Lipomycetales, Lipomycetaceae. The coding region runs from base 161 to 1408 and encodes 415 amino acids.